CCGUCCUUCCUCCCAGCGAAGCCCUCCUCCUCCUCCUCCGACCCGGGGGUGGCGGGGUUGGGGGGGAGAAAGGCGGCUCGCCGGGGAUGGAGGGGGAGACCACGACGGCGUUGCUGCCGGGCUUCCUCUUCGGCGCCCUCGCUUUCCACCACCUCAGCACCGACUCGGAUUCGGAAGGUUUUCUUCUUGGAGAUGUGAAAGGUGAAGCCAAAAACAGCAUUACCGACUCUCAGAUGGAUGAUGUUGAGGUUGUGUAUACAAUUGAUAUACAAAAGCACAUUCCAUGUUAUCAACUCUUCAGCUUUUACAAUGCAGCUGGAGAACUGAAUAAACCAAUGUUGAAGAAAAUAUUGUCAGGGUGCAAAAAGAAUGUGAUUGGUUGGUACAAGCUCAGGCGUAAUACUGACCAGACAAUGACGUUCAGAGAACAGCUUCUUCACCAGCACUUAAAAUCACACUUAUCAAAUCAGGAUCUUGUGUUUCUGUUACUCACUUCCAACGUAACCUCUUCAAGCUCAUCCACUUACAAACUCGAAUAUGCCUUGCAUAAGCCACAAGAGACGCUUUUUCAGAAAGUGCCAGUAGUUGUAGCCAAUCUAGGAAUGGGAGAACAACAAGGUUAUCGAACUGUAUCUGGUUCCUGUAUCUCUUCGGGGCUUGGUAAAGUGAUGGCAGAACACAGGUCAGAAUUCUUUAAUGAAGAUGGGUCUCUAAAAGAGGUUCAUAAGAUAAACGAAAUGUAUUCUACUUUGCAGACAGAACUAAAGAACCUGUGCAGUAAAGUAGUGGAUAGUGAAAAAUCAGUAGAGAAUCUAUUAUCACAAAUAGAUCAGCUGAGACAAGAAGUAAGAAGCAAAAAAGAACAAAAGAAAACUACAGGAAAGGCUAGAAAUUACUCAGAUGAGCCAAAAGAGAAUAUUUUUCUCUGUCAAGCUUUGCAGCACUUUUUCCCAAAUUCUGGGCUGCAGACAAGCACGGUUACGUUGAAAGGAAGGCAGAUUUCUAAGCAGGGAUGCACUGCUGAUCACAACAUCCAAAUCAUGGACCAAUUAACUUUAAUGAUCAAAGAAAGUAAUUUCCCUGAAACUGAAACGAGGCAGGCGUCGAAGCGAAAAGCCACUGUGAACGCAAGUGGGCCAAAGGCAUGCAAAAGACUGCGCUCUUUCCACCUUAAUCAAAAACUAUUUCAAGAAGACCAGGAAAACAAUGACCAAGAAUUAAAUGUUACGACCAACAGCAAUGCAACGGAAGAUGUGACACCUUGAUGGGCUCAUGCUGUCUUCAACUCUUUAAUCCCUUCCAGUGGCAAAGGAUUUUAGUAGUUGUUAUUCUCACCUCUGGUGCUGCUGGUGUUAUCAGCACACUUCAUUAAUACGUGGAAUACUUGAGGCAACGUUUUGGAAAUAAAACCUCAACCCUUUUAAAUCGGCAUCAUUCGUACAACAUGGACAAAGGUUCAGGUUGCUUUUCAUCACUAAAUCUUAAAUUGCUUACUCUCUUAGAGGGUAUAUCAGAAAACGGCAAAGACCAAGAACCUACCUGUUCUUUUUAAUAAGAACUUUAUUAAGAAUGCAAUGGUACUUCCUUUAAAUAGCAAAGCUGGUUUUGAAAUGGAACAUUGAUCCCAGAAUCAAACACUUUAGUGAAAAAGACCAAUCUAUGAAUUCCAUUCACAGUUACCGCUUUACAUUGUUUUAAUACUUCGAAUUUCUACAACCUUAUUACGUAUUUCAGCUAAAAUGUCCAAGAGAUGCUAAUUCAAAGUAAGAAUACAGUGUCAGUAGGUAAAAAGAUUUAUUUAUGCUGCAUCUUAAACAACUGCAUUCUGAUAAAUCCAAAAGACCGCAUACAAGUUGAAGCAAACAUAUUUACUACAAAGACACAUUCUCUCCUGACAAUGCUAUAGUUGAUGAUCAAUUUGUCAUCAGAAUGAAUGAAAUAAUAUUCUCAUCAUGGACAUAUUGAUAGCUCAUUAAUUAACAUUCUAAUAAUAAACAUAGUCUAAUUACAAAAAUAGGCUAGGCAUAAUUGAUACAAUUUAUUCUGGAUAUUUAAUAUUACAUAUUUUGGGGUCGUUGCGAAACAUCGGGUCCUUGUGCAUAAUCGACAUAAAUCCUGUAAAAGAAUAAUUAGGUUUUAAAAACAAAAUGUUUUUAUAAAUCAUCCAAAGGUAUGAGUAUUUUAUAAUAAUUACCCUUGCAAUGGGCUCUUCUAAUGGCUCUUCCCAUUUCUUUUUGUUUCUUUGUACAUAAGCCUAAGAAGCAAACAAAGUCAUUUCAAAAUACAUUUCAAAAAUACUAAUUGCUCAAUUUCAUUUGAGCCUUUGUUUUAAAAAAAUUAAAAUUAUUUUAAGUAACUUUUUUACUUUCUUAUUUUAGAAAGCAUGUACCCUAUUUUUUGGAGUAUAAGAUACACCUACCUUUUUUGGUGAGGAAAACAAGAAAAAGAAAUCUACCUCUGCUUUCCAGCAAUUUUGCCUUGUUGCAGCAAAUAGCCUGCUUUACUUUCAUUUUUGUUUUCAGCAUAGCUUGAUUAGCACAAGAAAAAAAAAAUCUGCUCCCAGCAAUUUACCUCCUUGCAGCAAGCAGCAGAGGCCCAUGCAAAACAGCUGAGAGUCAGGAGGCUGAUCCAAUCAACUUGUGCUAAUUAGGCUGUGCUGAAGCGAGCUGUUUUUUCUUGCUGCAAGGAGAUAACUUGCUGGGAGGCAGAGGCCAAAGGGUGGGGGCCAGUGGGUGGGCAGGGCUACAUUUGGUAUAUAAGACGCACCUAAAUUUUCACCCCCUUUUUUGGGGGGGGAGGUGCGUCUUAUACUCCGAAAAAUACAGUACUUGGGCCAGAAUAACUCAGAAUAAGUAUCAACGAUUUAAAAUUCUUAUGUUAAAAGUACUGAAUGGUAUUUCACAAUUUGGUCUGGAGAUGAGUAGAUAUAAUUCUGCUAAAAUUGUUUUUUGUACAUACCUGUUAUAUGACUACCAAGUAUGCGACCGGUGUAUGGUGAAAUAAACUGUGAUAAAAGCUGUUGGAGAAAUAAGUUGGUUCAGUCUUCAAAGCAGUAAAAAAAAAAAUUUAAAUAAAAUACUUUGGGUAGCAAA
Pantherophis guttatus is the source of this 3092-nucleotide messenger RNA. It is a transcript of the gene ABRAXAS1, whose product is annotated as abraxas 1, BRCA1 A complex subunit. The record is from RefSeq and is a predicted model, not a curated record. Gene Ontology annotation, molecular function: polyubiquitin modification-dependent protein binding; microtubule binding. Gene Ontology annotation, cellular component: nucleus. Gene Ontology annotation, biological process: mitotic spindle assembly; attachment of spindle microtubules to kinetochore; protein K63-linked deubiquitination. Lineage: Eukaryota; Metazoa; Chordata; Lepidosauria; Squamata; Colubridae.